Molecule: messenger RNA, 201 nt
Organism: Rotaria sp. Silwood1
Lineage: Eukaryota; Metazoa; Rotifera; Eurotatoria; Philodinida; Philodinidae
Source: the annotation of a GenBank genome assembly
AUGAAUUCGAUGUCAUCCGUUGGUUAUUGUUUUAAAAUUUGUCAAUCAGUUGAUGAAAAAAUAAAUCAAGAACGACGAUCUUCAAUCCCAAUUAAUUUACCUCCUAAUAAUACUGGUGCUUUAAUAUUUGGUCGUCGUUUUGAUUUUGGAAAUAUUUCAUUCAAUACGCCUCAAGAACAAAAUAAUCCAAUAUCUGGAUGA